CCUGGCUUAAGAGAAACGAUAACGAUUUCUUAUACCUCGAUUACUUCAUUUUCUUUCCUAUGUACCUUCUUCCCCGCCCUCGUAUAGCCUUUCCGGUCAUCGGCCUUUUUUUAAACAAUGGGUAGUUUUGGUACAUGUCAAAUAGACGUCAAAUUUCACAACACUGCUCCACGUAUACACAAGGACAAGACUCGCCCACUUUGUGCUUCGUUACUUUUUGUCCUACUUGUUGAUCUCCAUUUGGUGUGGUGAUAUCUUCAUUUCCAGUUGAAUUUUUAAGGUGAUACUCAACCUGUAGGUUAUUAGAAAAGGAUAUGGCAGCUAAUACAACAGCCGAAGCUCCUAUUCGAAAGAUAUGCUGCAUUGGUGCUGGUUAUGUGGGUGGCCCUACUUGCAGUAUUUUGGCUCUCAAGUGUCCUGAUAUUCAAGUGACUGUAGUAGACAGGAAUGAGCUACGAAUAAACCAGUGGAACUCUGAAAAACUACCCAUUUUUGAACCAGGACUUGAAGAAAUUGUAAAACAAUGUAGAGGCAAAAACUUGUUUUUCUCUACUGACAUGGUCCCUGCCUUGAAGGAGGCAGACUUGAUUUUCAUUUCUGUCAAUACACCAACCAAAACUUUUGGUUUGGGCAAAGGCCGUGCUGCUGACUUGAAGUUUGUCGAAUCUUGCGCCCGACUUAUCGCCGAAGUGUGCGACCGAAGUAAAAUUAUCGUGGAAAAGAGCACUGUUCCCGUUAGAUCAGCAGCAUCCAUUGUAAAUGUAUUGAAAGCUAACACAAAACCUGGAGUUAGCUAUCAAGUGCUUUCAAAUCCCGAGUUCUUGGCUGAAGGUACUGCUGUGAAUGAUCUCACAAAUCCCGAUCGUGUACUCAUUGGCGGCGAAGAGAGUGACGAGGGAAGAAAAGCAAUUGAUGCCCUGUCUUGGGUGUAUCAUCAUUGGGUUCCGGCGGAGAAAAUCAUUAAAAUGAACACUUGGUCUUCGGAGCUUUCAAAAUUGGCUGCCAAUGCAUUCUUAGCGCAACGAAUUUCAAGCAUCAAUGCCAUAUCUGCAGUUUGCGAAGCGACGGGUGCUGAUGUCAGUGAAGUUGCCAAGGCCAUCGGACUCGACUCCCGUCUUGGCCCCAAAUUCCUCCAGGCUUCCGUUGGAUGGGGUGGGAGUUGCUUUCAAAAAGAUAUUCUCAAUUUGGUCUACAUCAGCGAAUCCCUCAACUUGACGAGUGUUGCAGCAUAUUGGCAGCAAGUGAUUGACAUGAACGAAUACCAAAAAACGCGCUUUGGUCAACGAAUCGUUCAAGCCAUGUUCAACACCAUUACGGAUAAGCACAUUGCAAUUUUGGGAUUUGCAUUUAAAAAGAACACUGGUGACACUCGCGAAUCGCCUGCGAUUUACGUGGCCAAACAUCUCCUGGAAGAAGGAGCUUGUCUUCAUAUUUUCGAUCCUAAAGUCGAAAGAGCCCAAAUACUACUGGAUUUGGAUCAAUCGGAUGAAAAAACUGGUGUCACUAUUCACGAGGACCCCUACGAAGCUGCCAAGGGCACUCACGCACUCGUAAUAUGCACGGAAUGGGAUCAAUUUUCCACUUACGAUUAUCAACGAAUGUAUGAUUCGAUGUUGAAACCAGCAUUUGUUUUCGACGGACGCAAGAUUCUUAAUCAUUCUGCCUUAUCUGAAAUCGGUUUCCAUGUCGAGACGAUCGGGAAACGCCCAGGAGAGAGCUUCCAGGCACAAAACUGGGGUGGAGCAAAUAACGUUUAAAAACAAAGGAGAAAAUGACCUUUUUUGGAAAUUUAGUGCAAUGGCCAACCCUAAAGGAAACCAGUGUUGACGAUAUUAUACUUAUACCAUUAUUCAAUUAUGUGAUUUACUCAUUACUCAUACUUAAUUUAAAUCACUAGAUUAGACUUUUUUUUCCUACCAAAAUUUCACGGUCAUCAUUGAGACAACCAAUCUUGUUUUCUGCCAAUACAACUCUUUUGCAUUAUAAAAA
Daphnia pulicaria is the source of this 1989-nucleotide messenger RNA. RefSeq names its product UDP-glucose 6-dehydrogenase-like (gene sgl). Gene Ontology annotation, cellular component: nucleus; cytosol. The record is from RefSeq and is a predicted model, not a curated record. Bases 315 to 1757 code for a protein of 480 amino acids. Gene Ontology annotation, molecular function: UDP-glucose 6-dehydrogenase activity; NAD binding. Gene Ontology annotation, biological process: glycosaminoglycan biosynthetic process. NCBI's taxonomy places the organism in Eukaryota, Metazoa, Arthropoda, Branchiopoda, Diplostraca, Daphniidae. The transcript has 8 exons.